AUGGCAGAGGGAGCACGCGAGCAAUGGAGCGUGAGCUUAGGGUCGCUCGAGGAGAUCAUGUUGAGGGCCGUGCUUGUUCCUGUUGUGGAUGUCACGCCACAGCGUCUCAACGUCCAAGCAGCCGAGCUCAACAAAUUCAGGCUGCAAUCCAGUGGGAACCGUGACUUGAUCACGUCGUUCGAGGCGCCCACGGUCGAUUCGCUCUUGUUCUCGUAUUUCUCCACAUUAUCUCGUUUCAUUGGAUUUGGUCUCGAUUUGCACCUUAUGAGUUUGUCCACCUCAAUGGAAUGGAGCAGCAAAUACACAGAGCUCAAUAAUCCUGCCGGCUUACGCAUCCGUGUGCUAUGCAUGGUGAUACUUGCCAGCGGCUAUGAGCGUGGCAUUUGCUCAACUAAGAAAGAAUAUGGCCAUUACAUGGAGGACAUCGGGAGAAAUCGACACAUCUCAUUGACUAAUCUCGAGGUGGUGGAAAUCAAAGGAUUCAAUGGAUCACAACCAUGGUUUCUUAAACAUUCCGAUCAAAUCUGCGCCAAUGCUAAAGAUAGUGCGGAUGGAACUAUCCAACGGGGCGCCCGCAAUGCUCGAGAGGUCGGCGAAGCACUGAAGGUUGGUGAAGAUGAGGACGAGUAUCUCUGCAGGGACGCUGGCCAAGGAGGCAAUGGCAGAGGGAGCGCGCGAGCAAUGGAGCGUGAGCUCGGGGUCGCUCAAAGAGAUCAUGUUGAGUCGUGCCUAUUACUGUUGUGGAUGUCACGCCACAUCGUCUCAACGUCCAAGCAGCCGAGCUCAACAAAUUCAGGCUGCAAUCCAGUGGAAACCAUGACUUGA
Messenger RNA from Miscanthus lutarioriparius, 825 nucleotides. NCBI's taxonomy places the organism in Eukaryota, Viridiplantae, Streptophyta, Magnoliopsida, Poales, Poaceae. The record is from the annotation of a GenBank genome assembly.